Messenger RNA from Linum trigynum, 2580 nucleotides. The record is from the annotation of a GenBank genome assembly. Lineage: Eukaryota; Viridiplantae; Streptophyta; Magnoliopsida; Malpighiales; Linaceae.
CUUUAGCCAAAACCCUUUGACAAUUGAUAUCUAACACAUCGCCUACCACCACAAGCUCGUUUAAGGUGCGAAACAGAACAUUCGCUAGUGACAUUCUUUCAAAUGGCUCAUUUAUAUGAGACAUAUCAAUCAUAUUAUGUGCUUCUAAUUGUUUGACAAGCAAGGGAAAGCGUGAAAACCAAGGUUGUCAAUCCACGGUUCGAUCUGCGGGUCAAUCCGGUUUGACCCAGACUUGUCUACAAAAACGGGCGCCAGCAGCCCAUUGAAGUAUCCGCCUGGAUUUGUUCAAACCUGGAUAAACUCGGUCAAGCCCUAGAGCGAGGGAGCGGGUCAGCAGGCCUGUCUUUCUACGCAGCGGCUGAACACAGAAGUAGGGAUGGCAAUCAAACCCAUGGCCGCGGGUAUCCGACCGCCCCCGACCCAGUCAACGCGGGGAAUCCCCGCUUUGACCGGGUAUGGGGCGGAUAUGGGUAAAACCCGCAAAAAGUUUGAUGGGUAUGGGGCGGGUAUGGUUUUCGCCUCCCCCGCCCCAUACCCAUCCCCAUACCCGCCCCACCAAGAUAAUUUUUUCAUAUAUAAAAAAAAUAUGUGCAUCAAAUUAUAAUCUAUCAAUGAUGAUGAGGAUAACUUGAGAAAAAUAAAUAGUAGAAAUGCAAUUGAUUGACCACCUUAAUCAAAAUCUAAUUCAUUUCUCUCAAUCCUUAUUUCACUCUUUCAGUUUCCCCCUUGUCAACAAGAUUAUGUUAGUUAAUUAUUACUUAGUAGAUGUAUAAGAGUUAGAACAUAAUAAUUUGUAAAACAUUAUACUCUAUAUUAUGUAUUAAUGGAUAUUUUAGGAUCAUAAUCUUUGAACCAUUUUAAAAAAUGACCGUGUUUUAUUGACUUCAUGAUAUAAUAUGUUCGUUUAGAAUUAUAAUUAGAACUUUUCAUGUAAGUUUUAGGUAUAAUAAUGUUGGAUGUACGGGUAUGGGUAUUACCCAUGGGUACCCGAAACCCACGGGUAUGGGGAUGGGUUUGCAAAACAUUCCCCGCUCGGGUAUGGGGCGGGUAUGGGUUUGGGUAUUUGAAGAUGGGUAUGGGGAUGGUUUAAGCAAACCCGUCCCAAACCCGCCCCAUUGCCAUCCCUACACAGAAGAGCAAAAUCGAAACCCUAAAUCGAUCUCCUUCUCUUCUCUCCACCAGUCCGCCUCUCCUCGUUCUUCUCCCGAACCAGCAGUUGCUUCCAGUAAGUCGCCGGUACGAAUCUAGGGAGUACGGGACAGAAAUGGAAGGAGUGAUUUGAUCGACGAGUACAUAAAAAGAAGAAGAAUUACAGCGGAGAAAAAAAGGGAGGCGAAGGAUAUUGAUUGGAGCGGUCAGCGGAGAAAACAAGGAAAGAGGAAGAUGAGGUGAAGGGCUGGAAUACAGACAUACCCAGCUGACCCGAACUACUGCUUUCAAGAACAGAAAAGGGAAAAGUUUCGAAGAUGGGGAAGAUGGUGGCUCUCAGGUCUCUAUAUCGUGCAGCUUCUCGUAGAUCUUCGAUAGGCUUCACAGCUAUUGCCGGCAACCAGCUCCUUCACCAUCAGUCAGCUCCUCGAUCCCUGUUCACUCUCUCUUCCACCACCGCUUCUGCGGAUCGCAUCGCUUCCGGUUCUCGGUCUCCUUUGGCAAUCAAUAUUGGUAGCAAAAGAUCUUAUAAUGAGGAUGUGGCACACUUGCCCGAGAUUAAGGACCCUGAUGUUUUAUGUGCUUUCAAGGACUUAAUGGCUGCAAGUUGGGAUGAACUUGAUGUGACAGUCAUCCAUGAUGUGAAGAAUGCUCUGUCGAAGAACACUGAUGACAAAUCCGGUCAAGAGAUAUUGAAGAAUAUUUUUCGGUCAUCUGAAGCUGUCGAAGAAUUCAGUGGGAUGGUCAUGUCUCUAAAGAUGGAGCUAGAUGACAACAUUGGGAUGAGCGGCGAGGAUGUAAAACCGCUAACAGAUGAUUAUGCAAAGGCAAUCCGCAUGUUUUUUGAACGAUACUCUGCGUAUUUGGAGUCAUUUGGACCUGAUGAGGCCUACCUGAGAAAGAAAGUAGAGAUGGAAUUGGGUUCAAAGAUGAUAUUUUUGAAGAUGAGAUGUGCUGGCCUCGGAUCAGAGUGGGGCAAGGUGACCCUGAUUGGUACUUCUGGACUUGCUGGAUCUUAUGUUGAACAAAGAGCUUAAAGUCCCGGAAUCUGUUAUCCGAUUUGGCUUAGUUGCGAAAGUUUUUCUAGCUUGGAAUUUGUGUUUGUCGAUGGUUUCUAUCAAGUUGCUGAUCUUGGAAACCUUUCAAAGUGGAGUUCGAUUGUAGUUCAAUAAAAGCUUAGCUAUUUCAAGAUUUGCAUUGAUGUAAUACUGUUCACGUCAUUUCAGUUCCAUUUAGCUAGGGGUGAAAGCUUGUCCCGGAAGACCCACUGACCCGUCCCGACCCGUCUCUAAGGGUCGGGACGGGUCAGUUUGUCUACAGGGACAUAUUAGGGACGGGUCAUUUGUUGACCCUGUAAGGGUCGGGACAACUUGGGGACGAGUCACGUUUUGACCCUGUGACCCUUAGCAACAACAAAUAUCUGAUACUUCA